Molecule: messenger RNA, 3275 nt
Organism: Phymastichus coffea
Lineage: Eukaryota; Metazoa; Arthropoda; Insecta; Hymenoptera; Eulophidae
Exons: 5
Coding region: 437-2476 (679 amino acids)
Biological process (GO): nervous system development; positive regulation of protein catabolic process; cell migration
Cellular component (GO): beta-catenin destruction complex; cytoplasmic microtubule; catenin complex
Molecular function (GO): microtubule binding; beta-catenin binding; gamma-catenin binding
Source: RefSeq, a predicted model, not a curated record
CUUUCGUAAAUAGCAUAGAAAUUCAAAAUAAAAAGCAUAAAUCGUUGCCAAUUCAAAUCGAAGAAUAUUAUAUGAUAAGUCACAAUGUGAGAUGCAAGUAUAACACUGUCAAGUAUAGUUUGUGGCUCACUCUGCAGUAUUUUUGUCCAAUGUCAAUUUUAACCUACAUAUAUAUACAUAUAUAUGUGGUAUGUACACCAGUGGAUGUGUGUUUGUGUGUGCGUGUGCGGGUUAGUCUGUUUCGCUAUUUUGCUUAAGUUGAGGAAAAGUUCUUGAUAUCAAAAAUAAAAUGUUCUGUACAGUGAAUAUUUUGAUUAUAAAUAUUUAUAACUAAAAAAAUACUUGAUAGCAAAAGAAAUAUGUAGGUCAAUAGAAGAAUAACUGAUUUUACUUUAAAAAAAAAUGUUUUUAAAACUAUUAGGAAUCGUAGGAAAAUAUGUCAAAAGCUAAUACAAAGCAAUUUCUGCAAAAUGAUAGUAAAGAAAGUUUAGACAUGAAACAUAUACAUUGGAACUAUCCAGAGCAAUCAGUAAUUACUCCUAAAUCACCAGAUAGGAUUUGUUCCUUCCCGAUUGAUGACCUCAAAAUAAUACGAACUCAACAAAAUGAAAAUGGAACUUUAACUCACAGCGUUGAAGUCCAAACAGACAAAUCAACGCUUUCUUUAUCAAAACAUAAUAAAAGAUCUGAUGAUAACAGUGCUACAAAGUUAAAUGUUCGUUCAAAUAUUAGAAAUGAACUUACUGAUAGAAAAAAUACUCAACAUGAUUCUGAUCCAAAAAAUUAUCAAGUUAAUGAAUUUGAAUGUAUUCAACUGAAAAAAACAGGAUUUAAUUAUGAGCAUGACAAAUUAGAAGUUAAAUCAAUAGCCUAUAUGAAUACUCCAGAAAUAUUUGACGAAUCUGAUAUGGAUCAACCAAUGGAUUUUACUCUUUGUUACAAUGAAACUGAUGUAGAAGAAGCUAGAAAAACCAGUCCUUAUUUAUCUAAAACUGAUCGUACAGUUCAUGCAGAUAAAGUAGAAACAGGGAAAUCAAAAGUUCUCUUUAGUAAAGAAACUACAAAAUAUAGGAAAGAAAUGUUUUCUAAUCCCAGUAAAAGCUUUAAAGAGAUAUUUAAUUUUUUUAAAGAUCGUGAUAAAAAAAAAUCAAAUGAAAGUGCAAAAACUUCAGAUAAUGAAGCAUCAAAAAAGAUACCAAAACCAUCAAUCGUUCAAGAACAGAGAGUUGAAAAAUCUCAACAAGUAGUAGAUCAAUGUGAGAAAGAAGUAAAGUCUAGAGCUGAAACAUCUUGUUCACAAGAAACGCCUGUGAUGUUUUCUCGAUGUAGUUCAUUGAGUUCACUGAGUGAUAUAGAACAUAUUUCUGUUAACGAUGAUCGUAGCUUAAUAUUGAGUGAUUUUAGUAGGAAAACUAGUGGUGUGGUAUCACCCAAUGAGCUACCAGAUUCUCCAGCACAAUCUAUUGCAUCCAAUACAAAACCACAUCAAAAAACUCAUAUUGGUUGUUUUGGAAAAAAGAAAACUCAAACAUCACCACUAUCAAAAGUUGCCUCAGAACACUUAGCUAAUAAUUCUAAUCUCUUACAAGAAAUCAACUUUAAAAAACCUGCUCUAAGUAGAUAUAGUGUCUUUGAAGAUCAUCUUACACCAUUCAAAGAUGAAUCGACACCAACAAAACUUCAUUCAAUGGCAGCUAGCAGUUUAAGUUCAUUAACAAUUGAUGAUGAUGAUGAUGAUGAAGAUUUCAUGCAUAAAAUUAUUUUAAAUAAAGAGAAAGAUGUUAAUCAUGAAAAAUUUGAUAUGACUGUUAAGAGGCAGGUACCCAGUGAAGAGUCAAAUAAUUUAACGGAUUCUUCCCUAAAAUCUGAAACAACUAAUACACCUUAUCCAGAACAUAAACAAAAUGUCAGUGAAGAUGAAGAGGAUGACGAACUAACUGAUCUUACUCCUUAUGAGGAGCAAUUACUAGAUCAAUGUAUUCGUUGUGGAAUAGCUAAAUGGACCAAGCAAAAUUUGAAUGAAAUAAACCCUUUUAGAUGGGAUGUGGGAUUUUCUUGUAGAGCAACAAAAGCAAUCAUGACUUCUAAAAUAAGAAAUAAUUUAUAUGUGGAUUUUGAGAACAAUUUUGAUAACAAUGAGAAUAUUUUCAUUAAUCAAGAAUUUUUGUGUGAUAAAUUAGCAUUUAAUAGAUAUGAAGACAAUACUGAAGAUGAUAAUUAUCAAAUACACAUAAAUAAAAAUUUUAAUAAAAAUAAAACUCCUAAUCCAAUAGAAAACAAGUUGAUCAAAUACCCUUACUAUGAAGCUUAUCAGGAAUACCUUUUAGAUCAGUGCAUCAGAAAAGGAAGAGCCAAAAUUACUAAAAAAAAUAUCAAUGAUAUAAGACCAUUCAGCUGGGACAUCAAUCAAAUUUGUUUAACAACAAGAGCUAUGGGAUUUUCUAAUUGCUCUGAAAAUCUUUGCUAUGGUUAUUGAAAUGUAUUAAAGUAUGCUUUAAUACGCUGUUAUAUUAUGCCUGGCCUUAUAAAUGUGACCUGCCUUAAAGAAUUUGUGAUAUCAGGUAGUGCAAGGUGUUACUAAAAAAACUAGCUUUUUUAUUAAUUUUUAUUCUAUACUUGUGUAACUUCUUUUAAAAAUAAUGUGAUACUUAAAAAUCAAAAAGACUAAUUGUUGUUCGUAUAUAUCAAAAAAAUUAUUUUUUAAGCAAUAAAAAUUAUUGCAAUUAUGUUGAAAAAAAUUGUUUGUAUAAGAAAAAUUCGUUUUUAUUGAAUAAACAAGUAAAUUACAUAAUUAUAUUACAUAUUAAUUCAUACAUCAUUUUUACAUUGGUAUUAAUUGACAAUGUUUAUAAUUCUCAUCUCAAAGUCACAACUUUUCUCUUAUUAAAAUACAUAAAUUUACUUUUAUUUUACCUAUCUCUCAUUAAUAGGUGUACAAUUACCAUUCACACUUGUUUAAGCUAUGCAAACAACCAUAGAAUUAAGAUUAUUUACAAAUUAAAACUGGGAUGUGUAAAGUACAUGAUCUUUUUUUCACUCCCAUAAUCAUGCUUUGCUCAUAUGAAAGUCACUAUUUUUUAGCAUUUUUAUUUUAUAUAAAUGAAUUUAUGACAAGAAUUUAAAUAUUUUCACAUUAAAAGUAAGAUUAAUUUCAGACCUUAUUAUAAAUCUUAUGUAAUUUCUAUUUUUAUUAUACUAACAAAUUUAUGAAAAAUACAAUCGACUAGUUUUAAUAAAAGAAGUCGACACAUUAUAAUCAAUAUCACACUGUAAAA